Haliotis rubra (blacklip abalone) is the source of this 814-nucleotide messenger RNA. RefSeq names its product solute carrier family 2, facilitated glucose transporter member 1-like. Gene Ontology annotation, biological process: monosaccharide transmembrane transport. The transcript has 3 exons. The coding region runs from base 37 to 411 and encodes 124 amino acids. Gene Ontology annotation, molecular function: hexose transmembrane transporter activity. Lineage: Eukaryota; Metazoa; Mollusca; Gastropoda; Lepetellida; Haliotidae. Gene Ontology annotation, cellular component: membrane. The record is from RefSeq and is a predicted model, not a curated record.
GACAAGGUUCAAUGGUUCAAUGGUGCCAGCGUCGCGAUGGCCCUAAUGUUCGUUGUAUUCUUCGCCUUAGGACCAGGUUCCAUACCCUGGAUGAUAGUGGCCGAGUUGUUCUCUCAGGGGUCCAGAUCAUCCGCCAUCAGCGUGUCUGUCCUCGUCAACUGGGUCGCCAACUUCUGUGUUGGUUAUGGCUUUCCCCACAUGCAGAAAGGUCUGAUAAGCUACUCCUUCCUGCCCUUCACGGUGCUGCUGGUGUUGUUCUGGAUAUUCGUGUUCAUGUUCCUGCCAGAAACAAAAGGCAGAACAAUUGAAGAAAUUUCAUCGAUUUGGCGAAAGGAGGGUGACAAAGAAGAUCAGAAGCCCCGAUCAGAAAGCUAUUUGGUUUCCUAUCAGAAGAAUCCCGACAGCUUAUAAAGAAAUGAAAAGCAGACGAAGGGAAGAAAACUUCCUGAUAGGAGAGCCAUUUGGAUUCAUACACAAAUAAUACUGACGUCACAUGAUCAAAAAUACGAAGUUUUAAGGAAACGAAAAUAGAAAAAUCAAUUAGGUUUCAUCAAGAUGGAAAAAAUCAGAGCUUGAAGAAAAACUUUUCGAUCGGAGAGCUGUUUGGUUUCAUGUACACAAAAAACCUCUAAUGUUGUAUGAUUAAAACAAGGCUUUUUACAUAUGGAAACGAAACCCAGAAGAAUCAAUUAGGUUUCAUCAAGAUGGGAACAAAACAAACAAACUUUCAGAUACGAAUGCAAGAACACUAAUGUGGUAUGAUAAAAAACAAGACGUUUUAAAAAAGGAAAUAAACAGACACCACAGAUGUCAA